Messenger RNA from Drosophila serrata, 2107 nucleotides. RefSeq names its product spartin (gene spartin). NCBI's taxonomy places the organism in Eukaryota, Metazoa, Arthropoda, Insecta, Diptera, Drosophilidae. Gene Ontology annotation, cellular component: plasma membrane. The record is from RefSeq and is a predicted model, not a curated record. Gene Ontology annotation, biological process: cell division; negative regulation of BMP signaling pathway.
GAGUCAGAACAUUCCACAACUCGUCAAGACAAUACUAAUGUUAUUGAGCUAUUUACGAAUUUAAGCAGUUUUAAGAAAAAUAAAAUGGCCAAAACAAAACUGUUAACUCAAGGACAAGACGAAAAUAUCGGUCAAUAGUCAAUGUAAUGUAAUCUCGGUGACUUAGUGGGCAAAGUGCACGGAUCUGUGUCUGUUUUAAUCCCACCGUAACGUGUUGACUUUCGACCAAAGAAUCUCAGUUGAAAAUUAAUCCCUAAGAUUCUCAACGCCAUAAUGUCGGAGGAAACGGAAUUCCUGGAGGCCUAUGCUCGCAUCCAAGCAGCUUACAAGGCAGCUAUGACCCAGGUGGAGCUGGCCAUUAACCACGAGGAGCAGGGCUCCCAGGUUGAAGCCAUCGAUGCCUACGCACUAGCUUUGCAAAUGAUAGAAGAUACUUUCGGAAUUUCUGUCGGCCUGCCUGAUGAGAUAGAUGCGGUGCAGACGGAAUGGAAUGACGCCUGCGCCCUGAUCCAAAAACUUAAAAGCGCCAAGACAGAGGUCAGCUAUCGGAUGAAGGUGCUCCGAUCCCAGAACCAACCCGUUGAUGAUACUGCCGUGGAGGCCCAGGAGAACAAUCAGACGGGAGUGAAUUCAGGAAGGCCAUGGCUGGCAGAGAACCCUUCCACCCAUUACGACAUAACCAACGCUAGUGGCACACCGAAAACCUACAGGGAACUAGCUGCUGGAUUGCGAGAACUAUUGGCUGUUCGGGACUCCCACGCCCAACUGGAUGAGCUCUUUCGUGCUCAGGUGAAGAUCUACAGGAUUGAAGGUAGCGGAGCUGUAACCACUAUUAGUGGAUCAUCCACCAUGUCGCUAGUCAUGUGCACAGUGGGCGGAAAAUGGAAGUACCUCAGUGGAAUUUACUUUAUCCAAUGCUCCAUACCGAACGAGGACCCGGGAAUGAUCUGGCUUUACCCACUGGUACCGUCGAUCACCAAUUGCUAUCGCACGGAGUACGGAGCGUUCAUUUUCCCGGAUAUGGAGUGCCAACAGCCGGGAAAUGCCUUCGGCCUAAUGCUGACCAAAGAAGGCCAACGUCCACUGAGUACUACAGCCGGGGAAUCUGAGGAAGAGCAGCUGCAGGAUCUGCAGCAGUUUUUCCUUGAUCUGCUGGAGGCUGUGCUUGCUGGUACAGUGGAGCAGUUAAAAUCUCCGACCUCCCAACGUGCAGGCUCCGCUUCCGAAGCCGCUACGGGCUCGGAGCAGGUGUCUAGACACAUUGUGAGUGCGGCUGAUUUCAUUGCCCGGAAUUUAGUGAAAGGCGCCGAGAAAACAGGUGGGCUCAUGAUGAAAAGUACUCCCUAUCUCAUCUCCAAAAUGGCUCCAGCUUCAGCCGAUGCUCCUACCCAGGUGCCCAGCUCCGUCCAGACUUCAGUGGAAGUGGCACAGAAAGUGACUCACGCAGCUGCUGGGAUGACAGGCUGGAUAGCUGGGAAAGUAGGCACUGCUUCAUUGGCCGUGGGUCGUUAUUUAGCUCCUCACAUCCAGGAGCAGGGAUCAAAACUCUUACAGAAAGGGUUCGGCUACGAAAGCAGCGAGGCGAACAGCACAAUGGAAGGCGCCUUGACCAUUGCAGCAGGAGCUGUCGAGGGAGUCAGUACCGUGUUUGAUGGCCUAGAAACUUCAGCUAAGAUUCUGGGCUGCAGUCUCAGCGAGAACUCCGUCAAGAUCAUUGAGCACAAAUACGGACAGCCGGCAGGUAAUCUGGCUAGUGGAACCUUUGACGCGGUGGGCAAUGCCUUUGUAGUCAGCCAGAACGUGAACUACAUUACUCCAAAAGGUAUCGCCAAAAAGAUGGUCAAGCGGACGGGAGAGGCCGUGGUUAGCGAUUACAAACGAGACUUACGUAAAUCGGAAUCUCACUAUAUAAAUGCCGGAGCUCUUUAUCCGGAUCUGCGGGCUUUGAAGGAAUAGCUCCCAACCAAAGAUAUUCUCAUAUAUUAUAUUCUAUCGUUGAUAUUGAUAUUGAUUGAUAAACUUUUAUUAAAUAAUUUAUAUUAUUGCUUGAUAUUAGCUUAUCUCGAACACUAGUUUAGUAUACAAAAUAAAACUAAAUUUGCUGCUA